Messenger RNA from Vitis riparia (riverbank grape), 2830 nucleotides. Its product is annotated as pentatricopeptide repeat-containing protein At5g03800. NCBI's taxonomy places the organism in Eukaryota, Viridiplantae, Streptophyta, Magnoliopsida, Vitales, Vitaceae. The transcript has a single exon. Gene Ontology annotation, biological process: RNA modification. The coding region runs from base 17 to 2668 and encodes 883 amino acids. Gene Ontology annotation, molecular function: RNA binding; protein binding; zinc ion binding. The record is from RefSeq and is a predicted model, not a curated record.
UUGGCGCCUUUCCAACAUGGCUCUUCUCUCUGUUUAUUUUCCCCAAACCCCAUUUCCUUUCUGCCUCUCAAGGCCUACUUCACCAUCACAGUCGCUGUAUUCUCUUUCUCUCUCUAAAACCUCCUUUUCUUCCUCUAGAUCCAAACCCAAUGCCCUUCUAACAUCACACCCUCCUCUUUCCAACCAACCGGCUCUUCUGUCCAAUUUUCCUUCAGUUUCUAAUGACGCCGUCAACGACCACUACUAUUUGCUAGACUUAUCGGUUCGGUACGAUGAUGUUGAGCUCAUCAAGGCUGUCCACGCUUCAAUUUUCAAGCUUGCAGAAGACACUCAUUUGGCUAAUGCUCUCAUCGUGGCUUAUCUCAAACUGGGUAUGGUUCCUAAUGCCCACAAGGUUUUUGUGGGACUUUCGUGCCCGAAUGUGGUGUCUUAUACUGCCAUGAUUUCGGGUUUCGCCAAGUCUAACCGAGAACGCCAAGCUAUGGAGAUUUUUUUUAGGAUGAGAAGUUCAGGUAUUGAGCUUAAUGAAUUUAGUUUUGUGGCGAUAUUAACAGUAUGCAUUCGGCUGUUGGAUUUAGAAUUGGGUUGUCAACUUCAUGCUAUUGUGAUUAAAAUGGGCUUUUUGAAUUACACUUUUGUUUCCAACGCACUGAUGGGUUUGUACGGUAAGUGUGGGUAUUUGGACACUGUGCUUCAGUUAUUCGAUGAAAUGCCUCACAGAGAUAUUGCGUCAUGGAAUACUGUGAUUUCGAGUGUGGUGAAGGAGAUGAUGUAUGGGAGAGCAUUUGAAUUGUUUCGUGAUAUGCGGAGAAUUGAUGGAUUUAGAAUUGACCAUUUUACACUUUCAACCAUUCUGGUGGCAGCCACUGGAGGGGUAGCUUCGAUGGUAGGGCGGGAAAUCCAUGCCCAUGUUAUCAAAAUUGGGUUUGAGUCCAACAUAAGUGUGAUCAAUGCUCUAAUUAGGUUUUACACAAAAUGUGGGAGCAUAAAACAUGUGGUGGCUUUGUUCGAGAAGAUGCGUGUAAGAGAUGUCAUUACUUGGACAGAGAUGAUUACAGCUUACAUGGAAUUUGGGUUUACAGAUUUGGCUUUGGAGGUCUUUGAUAAGAUGCCUGCUAGGAAUUCUAUUUCUUAUAAUGCUAUUUUGUCUGGAUUUUGUCAAAAUGGAGAAGGAUCGAAGGCUCUAGCUUUUUUUUGCAGAAUGGUGGAGGAGGGUGUGGAAUUAACAGAUUUCACUUUGACUGGUGUUCUUAAUGCUUGUGGGUUGCUUAGGGAGGCGAAAAUUAGCAAGCAAAUUCAUGGGUUUAUCUUGAAGUUUGGUUUUGGGUCAAACGCUUGUAUUGAAGCUGCAUUGCUUGAUAUGUGCACAAGGUGUGGAAGGAUGGCUGAUGCUCAAAAGAUGUUCUCUCAAAGACCUUUCAGUCAGAGUGAUUCAAUUAUUUGGACUUCAAUGAUAUGUGGUUAUGCACGAAAUGCGCAGCCAGAAGAGGCAAUAUCUCUUUUUUGCCAGAGCCAAUUAGAGGGAGCAAUGGUUGUUGACAAAGUUGCAUCAACUGCUGUACUUGGUGUCUGUGGAACUUUAGCGUUACAUGAGAUGGGGAAGCAAAUCCACUGUCAUGCUCUUAAAUCUGGAUUUUUAUCUGAUUUAGGGGUGGGGAAUUCCAUAAUUACCAUGUACUCUAAGUGCAGUAACAUGGAUGAUGCAAUUAAGGUUUUCAAUGUUAUGCCUGCACAUGAUAUAGUUUCUUGGAAUGGUUUAAUUGCUGGACAUCUUCUUCAUAGGCAGGGUGACGAGGCUUUGUCUGUCUGGUCUAAGAUGGAGAAGGCAGGUAUAAAGCCAGAUACAGUUACCUUUGUUUUGAUAAUUUCAGCUUACAGACAUACUAACUCAAAUUUAGUUGAUAAUUGUCGAAGAUUGUUUCUCUCCAUGAAAACCAUAUAUCAUAUUGAUCCCACUGUAGUACAUUAUACCUCCUUGGUUGGUGUUUUGGGUUAUUGGGGUCUCCUAGAGGAAGCGGAGGAAAUGAUCAAUAAGAUGCCUAUCGAGCCAGAGGCUUCGGUUUGGCGAGCUCUGCUUGAUGCUUGUAGAAUUCAUUCUAAUACAACUAUUGGAAAACGAGCUGCAAAGCAUCUACUUGCUACGAAGCCACGGGAUCUGUCUACUUACAUACUUGUAUCAAACCUGUACUCUGCAUCUGGGAGAUGGCAUUGCUCCGAUAUGGUUAGAGAGGAGAUGAGAGUGAAGGGGUUUCGGAAACAUCCAGGCCGAAGUUGGAUUAUUCAUGAAAACAAGGUUCAUUCAUUUUAUGCUAGGGAUAAAUCCCAUCCCCAAGCCAAAGACAUACACAGUGGGCUGGAGUUACUAAUUAUGGAAUGCCUAAAGGCUGGAUAUGUGCCCGACACGAGUUUUGUUCUUCAUGAAGUAGAAGAACAUCAGAAGAAGGAUUUUUUGUUCUAUCACAGUGCAAAAAUAGCUGCGACGUAUGGGCUUCUGAUGACCAGGCCCGGAAGACCCAUUCGGAUUGUGAAGAACAUUCUUUUGUGCGGUGACUGUCAUACUUUCUUGAAGUAUGUUUCAAUUGUUACUGGGAGAGAAAUUUUUCUGAGGGAUGCUUCAGGCCAUCAUUGUUUCUUGAAUGGUCAAUGCUCAUGCAAAGAUUACUGGUGAUGCAUGGGAUACAAUCAACUUGAAUGUUCUGGAACAUUGUAAUUUUCAUUUUUCUUCCCUCAAUUUUUUGGCUGAUUUAGAAUGUCUAAGCCACUGUACCAUAAAUGUAUUUAUAUGUGUAAUUCUGAAAAGAGAAUAAAUUAUUUUCAUUUCCGGUGAAAA